AUGGCAUUACUGUACCGUGGCGCGCGACAACAAAACGAGCGGUCACUACAGCAAGCCAUGGGCGACUCUUCAAAAGCUCUUGCCCGAAUGAUGGCGCGAUUUCUCGCCUGUCUUCUCUUUGCUAGCAUAAUGGCGCCAGCCUGGACGUCCUUCUCCGUCGCCAGCACUGGAGAAGAUGUCUCAGCGGGAGAACUCGUCGGCGAACAAACAGAACGCCCUGUCAUAUCUCUACCGGAUGUGAUCUCCGACAAGCCGUCAGCAGAAACUGCUGCAACAGAGCCAGCACUCUUGCGCCUCACAUCGACAGGAGAACAAACGAACAUUAUUGCUGGAGAGUAUAUCUCAGUCGGACGGUUCCUCAAACGAGAAUACGAUGAUGGUGACCUUGGAUAUUUUUCUGCUGUAUCCGGUCUGGCGUGUCGGGCCGCAGUCGAAGGAUUUCUUCGUGCUUACGAAGAAACGCGAUUCGCCGAGGAGGCUGUGACAUCUAACGGAACAGCGGAAGUGGAGAGAGCUCCCUGGAUUCCCCAACUCCUGUCUUCCACUAAGGUCAAAAGAACGUUUUCCCUCAUGAGGCAGCAAGGCCGUAUAUUCCUAACUGAUGCUCGACUGAUGAACAUGAUCUUUCACAUCAAGGCAGUCACUGCUCGGCUACUCAGGGGCUCGUCAGCACAGCGACAGUUCAAGAAUAAGGCAACGACCUUUGGCUACUCUACGAUGUGCCGAAGGGAUUGUGCUGAGGCAAUUACAGAACACCUUAGCCAGACAAAGAUCGCCCCGGCAACAAGCAGGAAAGCUCUCCAAACAGACCCUCUAUCACGUCUGCAGAACGACUGGCGGAGUAUUGUCCUGUGCAAUACAGGAGGCUGACCGACUAAGCAUGGAUCCACACGCUGUGACAUCUACACCAGAAUCGCUUAAGCGUUUGAUAGAAACGAAGUCGCUUUCCUUCACAGCCACGUAGAGGGCUUCAACACUGGAAG
Toxoplasma gondii ME49 is the source of this 983-nucleotide messenger RNA. RefSeq lists its product as hypothetical. The record is from RefSeq and is a predicted model, not a curated record. The transcript is spliced from 9 exons. Bases 1 to 870 code for a protein of 289 amino acids. Lineage: Eukaryota; Apicomplexa; Conoidasida; Eucoccidiorida; Sarcocystidae.